AUGCGCGCAAAUGGAACUGGAAGCUCGAUAGACCAUCGGACUCGUAGGCCAGACUGCAUCGCAUGGCUAUUCUUGUCGCUAGGAGAUCUCGAUAAAAAUAUCGACGCCGAGUGGAGAGGCGAUUCCUCCGCCAACUUCGCCAUUACGUCGAUAGCUGGCCCAGCGCAACACCCGAAAAUUGCGGAGUCCAAUGUCGACGCUCACUUCUGCGCAAUUGCACGUAAAACGCAGCUCCACCCGCCUCCAUGCACCCCCUGGCGGUGCUUCCAGCCUCUCCUUCGGUACGGUCGAUUAGUAUUCGUGAAUUUGGUUUGCUGUCGACUGAUGUGCAACGUCGUUCUCGUUCUAGGCUGUGGUGGCCUUGGCACCGCAGAACCAGCAGAGGAAGCGCCCAGCAAGGAUGAACCCGCGUACCCACGGCCUACCAGUGGUCGGUAUGCUCCGUCGACGACCAGCUUCGGCAACAACAACAACAGCAGCAGCAGCAGCAAUGCGCCGGGCAGCUAUCCAAGCUACGCCUCGCAGCAGCCUGAUCCAGCCCCUUACAACAACUACGCUCCUCCCCAGCAAUCGUACCAGUACCAAGCGCCAUACAACCCCAACAGCCAGGGCGGCUACAACUACGGCAGCAACAACAACAGCUUCUCCAACCCAACCUACGCGCACAGUAACAAUGCGUUCCAAGGCGGCCGUCCUCCGUCCUCCACUCCAAGCUCUCGUUCAAGCACGCGCUCGAGUUCGAGUUCAAGCUCUUGGGGCUCUCAGCCGCCGCUCACGUCCUCCAAGAGAGACCAGAACUGGGAGAAGAAGCGCCGGCUUUGGCUAGCGCGCAAGACCAGCAGCAACGGGAGCAGCUACGGCGACCGUCCUGGAUCUUCCUCUUCAACGUGGAGUGGUGCCCCAACGGGGCCUGGGGCCGGAAUGCUGGACGACAGUAUCAACCCUCCGUCUCCGCUUUCCAAGUUCAUGCACCAGCAUGAACAGCAGCAACAGCAGCCGCCUCCAACUCCCGGCGUUGACUACCAGCGUCUAGGCACGGCCAGCAGCACGCGAAGCAGCAGCAGCAGCUACAUGCAACAGCCUCACCAGCAACAACAAUAUCCGCCAAUGCAGUUGCAGGUACCGGGGCCAGGUUACCCCGCGGGUGCGUCAUUCUCUCGUGCCGGACUCGCAACGGCAUCUUCGACUGCCUCGUCGACUGCUUCGAGCCGCAGACAGCCACCGGGAGGCCAAUGUCAGUGGUCACUGGGGUGA
Phytophthora sojae is the source of this 1254-nucleotide messenger RNA. RefSeq lists its product as hypothetical. NCBI's taxonomy places the organism in Eukaryota, Oomycota, Peronosporomycetes, Peronosporales, Peronosporaceae. Bases 1 to 1254 code for a protein of 417 amino acids. The record is from RefSeq and is a predicted model, not a curated record. The transcript has a single exon.